Messenger RNA from Rubroshorea leprosula, 980 nucleotides. NCBI's taxonomy places the organism in Eukaryota, Viridiplantae, Streptophyta, Magnoliopsida, Malvales, Dipterocarpaceae. The record is from the annotation of a GenBank genome assembly.
GCACCAGCAGCCAUCACCGUGCUAGCCUUCUCCCUGCACACCCGAAUCAGCUUCCUCUCCCCUCUGCACCGCGCCCAGCUCCUCUGCACCGAGCCAUCGUCGCCCCCUCGCACGCCUAGCCUUGCUGCACCAGCCCUGCACCUAUGCCCGAGCCUUGCACCUACGCCCCUGCUCCCUGCUCCCUGCUCUGCGCCCAGAUCGUCUGCACUCUGCCCCAGCCUGCACUCUGCUGCGCCCGGCCUUGCUUCCUGCACCAGCUUUGCUCUGCACCAGCUCCUGCGCUCUGCACCAGAUCGCCUGCACUCUGCUUGCCUUGCUGCGCCCCACUGCCGGCAAUGAUGCCCCUGCACGCCCGAGCCAUCAUCAGCACUCCAUGCCCCUGCCUACCUGCACACCGCGCCUCACCCCCAAUCCCGCGCCUCUGCACCGCUGAUUGCUGCAGCGCCCAUCCUUGCCUCACAUGCAGAAAAGACAAGGAGUACCGGACAAAUGAGCAUCCUUAGAGAAAUUUUUUUUUAAUGUUAUUUGUGUAUAUAUAUAGAGCAAAAAGCAGGUCUGGAGGGGGGUGGUUGGUGAAGUUUUGGAGUUUGCUUUGGGUGAUGGUUGGUUGAUUUUGGGUCUCUUUGUUGAGGAGUUUCGUCUGAGUUUUUGAGAGCAAUAGAAGGGGAUUUACUGGAGAAGAAAGGGGGCAACAACGGUGGUUGAGAGGAAGGAUCACCGAGCUUCCAGAGGAGCUUCAUUUUCUGGGUUUCAUUGCUGAAGGUAUUUUCUGAAACAGAGGGAUUUUGGGAAAAGGUAGUGAAGGAGACGAACGGAGCCUGAUCCCGUGGGUGGAUCCCUCCUUUCCGAUCUGGACAUACCUCCUUCUAAAAAUUCCGCCGUGGAUGUUUCUGUUAUUUUCUGUUGAUUUUGUUUAGAUCUGUAUUUAAGCUUGUAUUUAUUUGCUGGAAAAUGAAUGGGAAUCAAAGAUUGUUCUGUUU